Molecule: messenger RNA, 3213 nt
Organism: Colletotrichum truncatum
Lineage: Eukaryota; Fungi; Ascomycota; Sordariomycetes; Glomerellales; Glomerellaceae
Product: C-1-tetrahydrofolate synthase (formate-tetrahydrofolate ligase)
Biological process (GO): tetrahydrofolate interconversion
Cellular component (GO): cytosol
Molecular function (GO): ATP binding; methylenetetrahydrofolate dehydrogenase (NADP+) activity; formate-tetrahydrofolate ligase activity
Source: RefSeq, a predicted model, not a curated record
AUGCCCUCUCUGUGUCGGCUGAGGGGCAGGCGCUGGCCGCACCUGCAUGCAAGAAUAUCCAAUCUAAGCGCUUCCAGACUGCACACUGGAGCUGAAGCAGCACCAACAUCAGCAUCCACGGGAGCCAUAUCCGCACCAAACUCUUUUCUACAGGCUUCCGUACACCCCCGGCCACAAUUCUUUCUCGGGGAAGAUACCGGACUGUCUCUGUCAAGCCGUCAGUCCUGCAAGGCACUCAAUCCCGAGCUUGGCCGUCAUCCACCACCCCUCAUCCUCGCUGCUCCCACUUACACACAAGCUGACCGUUUGGCCGCGGCGAACAUCUCAACUCUUACACAUCUUUCUUCCCAACCUUUCUCAAACGUUGCAUUCAGACCGCCGCGAGAUCGAGUUACGUCUCUGGCCCCCUGGCAUUCAUCCCGUCCAUUUACGGCAAGGACCCUGGGUUCCUUGGAUAGAAUUUUCCCCAAUCGGUCUUUUGCAACCACAACGCCCGCCAUGGUCGCGACCAAGAUUGAUGGCACCGCCAUUGCCAAGAAGAUCCGGGAGACCAUCGCCAACGACAUUCUUGAGAAACAGAAGGCGAACCCCAGAUUCCAGCCGACACUUAAGAUUAUUCAAGUCGGCGAUAGAUCGGACUCUGCCACCUAUGUGCGCAUGAAGGAUAAGGCUGCCAAGGAGGCAAACAUUAGCUGUGAACUGAUUCACUUCCCUGAGUCUAUUUCCGAGCCCGAGCUCCUUGACCGUAUUUACCGCCUGAACGAUGACCCCUCCGUCCACGGCAUCUUGGUGCAAUUGCCUCUACCCAAGCACCUCGAUGAGUACACCAUCACUUCUGCCGUUGCAGACGAGAAGGAUGUCGAUGGCUUCGGCACCAGGAAUAUUGGCGAGCUUGCGAAGAGGGGCGGUCGUCCUAUCUUCGUACCAUGCACCCCCAAGGGUGUCAUGGUCUUGCUGCAGGAGGCUGGCGUUGACUUGAAGGGCAAGAACGCCGUUGUCCUUGGACGCAGUGACAUUGUUGGCAGCCCUGUCAGCUACCUUCUUCGCAACGCUGACGCAACUGUCACUGUAUGCCACUCUAAGAGCCAGGACCUGAAGGAGCACCUCAAGGCCGCUGACGUCGUUGUUGCUGCCAUUGGUCAGCCCGGUUUCGUUAAGGGCGAGUGGCUCAAGCCCGGUGUCGUCGUUAUUGAUGUCGGCACCAACUAUAUUCCCGAUGCUACCAAGAAGUCUGGCCAGCGUCUCGUUGGAGAUGUUGACUACGAGUCGGCGUCCCAGGUUGCUUCUCACAUCACCCCUGUUCCUGGUGGUGUUGGUCCUAUGACCGUCGCCAUGCUCUUGCACAAUGUUGUCGACUCGGCGGCGCAAGCCUUCGAAAGAGAGAAGCAGAGAAAGAUUGUUCCUCUGCCCCUGCACCUCAAAGAGCCCGUUCCCUCCGACAUUGAGGUCUCCAGGUCCCAAAACCCCAAGCAGAUUACUCGUUUGGCGAAGGAGGUGGGCAUCGCGUCCCACGAGCUUGAGCCGUACGGAGCGUACAAGGCAAAGGUCGACCUCAGCGUAUUGAAGCGCCUUGAUCAUCGCCGCAACGGCAAGUACGUCGUCGUCACUGGUAUCACCCCUACGCCCCUUGGUGAGGGCAAGUCAACCACGACCAUGGGUCUCGCACAGGCCCUGGGUGCUCACCUGGGCCGUGUUACUUUCGCCAACGUGCGCCAGCCCAGUCAAGGUCCCACCUUUGGUAUUAAAGGAGGAGCAGCCGGCGGUGGCUACAGCCAGGUCAUUCCCAUGGACGAGUUCAACCUCCAUCUGACUGGUGAUAUUCACGCCAUUACUGCAGCAAACAACCUCCUCGCGGCUGCUAUUGAGACUCGCAUGUUCCACGAGGACACUCAGAAGGAUGGUCCUCUCUACAGACGUCUUGUGCCUGCUAAGAACGGCAAGAGGGAAUUCGCUCCUGUCAUGUUCCGCAGACUCAAGAAGCUGGGCAUUGACAAGACCAACCCCGAUGACCUCACGGAAGAUGAGAUUCACCGCUUUGCUCGUCUGGACAUUGAUCCUGAAACCAUUACAUGGAGACGCGUGCUUGACGUCAACGACAGACAUUUGCGAGGCAUCACAGUCGGUGUCGCGCCUACUGAGAAGGGCCAUACUCGCUCUACGGGCUUCGAUAUCUCAGUUGCUAGUGAAUGCAUGGCCAUUCUUGCGCUGAGCACUAGCUUGGAUGACAUGCGUGAGCGCCUGGGUCGCAUGGUCAUUGGUAGCUCCAAGAGCGGUGAUCCUGUUACUUGUGACGACCUUGGCGCUGGUGGAGCUCUGACUGCUCUGAUGAGAGAUGCCAUCAAGCCCAACCUCAUGCAGACGUUGGAGGGAACUCCAGUGUUCGUGCACGCUGGUCCUUUUGCCAACAUCAGUGUUGGCAACAGCUCUAUCUUGGCCGAUAAGAUGGCUCUCAAGAUUGUCGGUACUGAGCCCGACGAGGACCACUCUGAGAAGUCUGGUUUCGUCGUCACUGAGGCUGGCUUCGACUUCACUAUGGGCGGAGAACGAUUCUUCAACAUCAAGUGCCGUGCUUCUGGCCUUGUGCCUGACGUGGUUGUUGUGGUUGCUACUGUUCGUGCUUUGAAGGUUCACGGUGGCGGUCCCCCUAUCGCCCCCGGCGCGCCUCUGGAUGCUGUCUACAAGCAGGAGAAUGUCGACAUUUUGCGCGCUGGCUGUGUCAACCUGCGCAAGCACAUUGAAAACGCCAAGUCCUACGGUGUCCCUGUUGUCGUGGCCAUCAACAAGUUUGUCACCGACACUGACGCUGAGAUUUCUGUCAUCCGCGAGGAGGCCAUUGCCGCUGGCGCUGAAGAUGCUAUUCUCUCCAACCACUGGGCCGAGGGUGGCAAGGGCGCUAUUGACUUGGGUAAGGGUGUUAUUGCUGCCAGUGAGAAGCCCAAGGACUUUAAGCUCCUCUACGAUCUCGAGGGCACCGUCCAGCAACGCAUUGAGACCAUUGGCCAAAAGAUGUAUGGUGCUGCUGCUGUCGAGUUUAGCGAGCUGGCUCAGAAGAAGGUCGACACCUAUACCAAGCAAGGCUUCGGAAACCUGCCAAUUUGCGUGGCGAAGACCCAGUACUCUCUUUCCCACGAUCCCAACCUGAAGGGCGCACCUACCGGUUUCACCAUCCCCGUCCGGGACGUGAGAAUGGCCGCCGGUGCAGGCUACCUGUAA